Rhopilema esculentum is the source of this 837-nucleotide messenger RNA. RefSeq lists its product as uncharacterized. The record is from RefSeq and is a predicted model, not a curated record. Lineage: Eukaryota; Metazoa; Cnidaria; Scyphozoa; Rhizostomeae; Rhizostomatidae.
GCGAUGGUCAUUCUUGAGAAAAGUAUAAAUGGAGCGAGCUGACACCGGCCUCAUCAUCACUGCUUCUUUGCAUCACUGAAAGAAGAGACCAGUGGGAGAUAGAAGAUUGCAGCCAAUACCUUUGUAUAUCGUGGAAACCAAUCAAGCCGAGUCAUGAAGAUAGUUGUGGUAUUUCUAUUUCUCUUUGGACUGGCCCUCAGCAUUCAAGCUGCCAGAAUUCCAGAAGAUGCAAAGCAGGCUGAAGACCCAUCUGCAAUUGAAAUGGACGCCAGUGACGACGAAAGCGACGAAGGGUUAAUGGACCCAAAGCAAGCAGAAGACUCAAUUGCAGUUGAAAUGGACGCCAAUGACGACGAAAGUGAUGAAGCGGCAAUGGAUGCAAGCAUGGCCUAUCAAAAAGGAUACGGCACUUACUACCGAAAAGGCUACGGCAAAGGCUACGGGAAACGAUACGGCAAAGGCUACGGUAGAGGCUACGGGAAACGAUACGGCAAAGGCUACGGUAGAGGCUACGGGAAACGAUACGGCAAAGGCUACGGCAGAGGCUAUGGGAAACGAUACGGCAAAGGCUACGGUAGAGGCUACGGAAAAGGGUACGGCAGAGGCUACGGUAAAGGAUAUGGUGGUUACGGAAAAGGCUACGGUAAAGGAUAUGGUGGUUACGGAAAAGGGUACAACAAAGGAUAUGGAAAGUAAAUGCAAGCUGAUUUAGAGAACUAAAAUAAGACUAGUACCAUAUCAAGCUGGACAUGAACAACUUAUGCUUAAAAUGUCUCAAUGUAAAUUAACAUAGAAAUCUGCAGAAUUGUGUAUGAAAUAUUUGUAUAUUCACAUGUA